Molecule: messenger RNA, 1917 nt
Organism: Leishmania major strain Friedlin
Lineage: Eukaryota; Euglenozoa; Kinetoplastea; Trypanosomatida; Trypanosomatidae
Exons: 1
Coding region: 1-1917 (638 amino acids)
Biological process (GO): ubiquitin recycling; proteasome-mediated ubiquitin-dependent protein catabolic process
Cellular component (GO): nucleus; cytoplasm
Molecular function (GO): ubiquitin binding
Source: RefSeq, a predicted model, not a curated record
AUGCACGUGCGUGUCAAGGCACGCACCCCGCUGAUACGUACACGCCUGCCUUUGCGAGGGCAUUCAAGUAUUCCGUCGCUUGCCAAGAAGACCGAUCAGCCGUUGGUACGGCCGUCGGCGCAGAUGAGGGCCCCAGGACCGCCGGCUCCUCGCAAGUCGUGUGGCGGCGAGCGGAAGAGCGCGUCAUCGGUUCGGCACAGCAACGCCAACGGCGUCGACAACGCUCCAGCCAACAUGCGCGCCCUCUCGCACCGCAGCGCGUUAACCGUCUGCGACUCCGUCAGCGUAUCGAGACGCUUCGAGGGCCAGUCGCGCUGCUCUGCGGUGGCUGUAGAUGGCACGGUAUGGACGGGAGAGACGGACGGCACCAUCUUGAUUCGCCUUGUACCCAGCGGGAUGGAGGUGCGCCGCAUUGCGCCCAUCGGCCGCGCCGCGGUGCUCGUCAUGAAGAACGUCAGCGGCAACAUGUGGGCCGGAUACUCCGACGGCGCCAUCCGCGUCUUUGACCACGUGACCCAGAAAGUGCUGCGUCAGUCAACGCAGCACACGGCUGCUGUGUACGCGAUGUGCGCCGCGGACGGCUAUGUGUUUACGGGUGGCGCGGACGGUAAGGUGUACCAGUGGAUGGCGGACGAUCUGCACUACAGCCACAUGUACUACGGCCACCGCAACGCGGUGCGCAGCUUGACGACGUACACGGAUCAGAAAAGUCGCUGCCGCUACGUUGUGUCUGGCAGCGACGAUGGUACAGUCAAGGUGUGGGAGGCGACGGUGGCGAAAACGAGCGGCACCCCAAGGAAGGAUGGCGGCUGCGUCUCCACGCUAGAUGGGCAGGGUCGCUGUGUGCUGAGCAUUCUGGUGCUGGAGGACGCGGCCGAGCUGUGGGCCGGUAGCGAGGACUCAGUGAUCCGCGUGUGGGACCUUUCCUCGAUGACUGUCACCACCGUUAUCACCGGACACCGUGCGCCGGUCGUGACGCUGCUUAAGGUGGGGGAUACCGUGUGGUCUGGCAGCAAGGACGGCGCCAUUACCAUCACGAAUCGCUUCUCCAAGGAUAUUGUCCACCAGGCCUCGCAGCCACCAGCGAACCGCAGUGCCGCCCCCGGCGGGCAGCGAUCGAGCGUGUCGAUCCUGCCCGUCACUCGCACCGUUGUGUACGAGGUGUGGGCCACGGCGGUGGAUGGGUCGUGGCAGUGCUGGAACUUCACGGUGCCGGAAGGCGUGAAGUCGUACGUCGAAGAAGCGGACGUCUUGAAGGGUGGGUGGUGUCCCUCGCACAGCCGGCCGCAGCGCCUGUCGCGCGUGGGCCAACGCAGCAGCCGCAACGUACGCAGCAGCUCUGUCAACGAGUACAGUGAAAACGGCUUGCACUCCGCGAGUGCGCGGGCGCGCCGCAGCGACGAGAAACUGCGUGCGAGCGUCGCGCAAACACGGCGCACAGUGGCAGUUCUGCUGGCGGGUUCAAAGGUGCACCAGGGCCUUGGUGCACACAACGGAAACGGCUUCGCACACCGCAACGAGGCUGCUAGCGUGGACAUCGUGGACGACGACGACACCCCUCUCGAUAUCGUGGCUGAGUCUAUCCGCAACGAUCACACGGCCGAGACGCAGAGAGAAGUCCAGCUCAAGCAGGCAGCGCUUGCAAAGGAAAGGCGGAAGAGCGCCAAGCUGCGCGCGGCGCUGGAGAUGAUGUGCAAGGACCCGGUGGCCAUCGCCGAGGAGGGUGCAAAGAAGGUUUUCAGACGGACGGAUUCGCUCGUCAUCGCCGAGACGCUCGCGAUGGAGCGGCAGAGCGGCAAGCUGGGCAGCCCAACGACGGAGAAGUUGGUCGGGGUGUCCUCGCAACUGGAGCUACUGAAAGCGCAGAACAAGGCCAUGGCGGCGGCUGUGACCGAGUCCAAGAAGGUGCCUGACUAG